Molecule: messenger RNA, 1491 nt
Organism: Penicillium manginii
Lineage: Eukaryota; Fungi; Ascomycota; Eurotiomycetes; Eurotiales; Aspergillaceae
Product: sugar transporter-like protein
Exons: 10
Coding region: 1-1491 (496 amino acids)
Biological process (GO): carbohydrate transport; transmembrane transport
Cellular component (GO): membrane
Molecular function (GO): carbohydrate:proton symporter activity
Source: RefSeq, a predicted model, not a curated record
AUGGUAAAGUUCGAUAUCUAUGGUCGAGGUCGCCCGCUUAGGGUGGCUAUCAUGUUCACAUGCCAAUUAUCCUUUAUUUUAUUUGGCUAUGACCAGGGUGUUUUCUCGGGAAUCGUAGGCAAUGAAGACUUCCUGGAGGUGGUACAGAAUCCCAGCGCGGGGAUCCUGGGGAUCAUCGUCUCGAUCUACAAUUUAGGCUGCUUCACGGGUACGAUUGUCGCCUUCUUGAUAACGGACCGCCUCGGACCACGGAAAUCAUUGUGGUUUGCUAUGACUUGGAUUAUUGUUGGCGCAAUCCUACAAACCGUCUCAUUUUCAAGAGCUCAGCUACUUGUUGCACGCUUUGUGACUGGCAUAGGAACCGGCAUAGAAACAACUACUGUGCCGGUAUACCAGUCCGAACUAUGCGAGGCAAAGAAGCGAGGAAAGUAUGUCUGCAGCGAACCACUUUUUGUGGGCGUGGGCAUAGUAAUCGCAUAUUGGUUUGACUAUGGAAUGAGUUAUGUUCAUGGGGCCAUCAAUUGGCGACUUCCUAUUGCCUGCCAGAUUAUUUUCGCCAUUAUGGUAGUCUUUUUGGUGUUCGGACUACCAGAGAGCCCCCGCUGGCUCUAUCGUCAUAACAGACAUACAGAAGCUCUGCAAGUACUAUGUGAUGUGUACGACAGGGAGGCAGAGGACCCCAAGAUCAUGUCAGAGUCGGCGGAAAUUUUGCAAGCAAUCGAGCUAGAGACUCUGCAAGGCGAAUACAAGUGGACACAGAUUCUGAAGAGAGACGAGGUACAGACUGGAAAGAGAGUGCUACUCGCUUAUGGAAUGCAGUUCAUGAACCAGAUGGGCGGUAUCAACUUAGUUGUGUACUAUGUCACUUCAGUGCUGCAAGAAAACGUCGGGCUGAGCCGCAAAUUGAGUCUACUCCUCGGGGGUGUGAUUCAAAUUAUGUUUGUGAUCGGCUCAUUCUACCCGACCUUUUUCUCUGACCGAUUUGGUCGUCGAGAGCCAAUGAUGUGGGGUUCCUUUGGCCUCUUUAUUUCGAUGAUGAUGAUUUCUAUCCUUCUUUCCUUCAAAGGAACAUCUGUUGAAAAGCCCACUGCAUCUGCUUCUGUGGCCUUCUUCUUUCUGUUCAUGCUCAUCUUUGGCGCAUCCGUGAAUUGUAUUCCGUGGGUGUAUGGUCCGGAAAUUCUUCCGCUACAUGUUCGCGCCAAGGGGCAAGCAAUUGGAAUCUCAGCAAAUUGGCUGUGGAAUUUCUUCGUGGUCAUGAUCACCCCGACGUUGAUCCAGAAUCUUGCGUGGAAAGGAUAUUUGAUUUUCAUGUGCUUGAACCUGGUCUUUGUUCCAAUCGUAUACUUCUUUUAUCCCGAAACAGCAAAUCUCACACUCGAAGAGAUUGAUUUCCUCUUCACCAAUCGCGCAACACACCCCUCCUUGCCCUCCCAUGACGUUGCGGAAGCCAAGCCGAAAGCGACGGGUAUUGAAACUGUCGGUAUACGCUGA